This is a messenger RNA of Thelazia callipaeda (thelaziosis nematode), 1539 nucleotides long. NCBI's taxonomy places the organism in Eukaryota, Metazoa, Nematoda, Chromadorea, Rhabditida, Thelaziidae. The record is from the annotation of a GenBank genome assembly.
GUUACAUUUAACAGUGAGGUGACAGCAAUAUCAAGUAAGCGACAUGGGUCGGUACCGGAACCGCCAUCUCGAAGUCCUCCUUCUCCACCACAAGCAGAAAAUGUUUACGAGACCGUUUUACCAUGUUCGUCAAAGGAAUCAGAUGACAUAAACGAAUUUGAACAUUUGCGAAGAUGUUAUCGGCGAUCACAAAGCGCUGAUGUUCGUCGACCAUGGUGUGAUAAAUAUUGUCAUAAGCAGUACUGUAAAGAAAAUUGUGAUUAUGAAAGUAAAAAGCAAAAUCAUUACUCACGAAUGCCCCCUCCAUCAUCAUCACAACGGAAAAAACAUCAACGGUGCAGCUCAUGCAGUUCAUCGGAAAGCGAUGGUGACGAUGUUUUCUUAUUAAAUUAUUUGGCUGCAUCUUUUUCUCAGUCUGAUAAAAUUGCAUUAGAAUUAAAUAUGAAGCUGACGGAUUUCUUCAAAGGCAUCCGUUUAAUUCCUUUACCAUUUGGUUUGUAUCAUGAAAACAAUCCGGAAAUGCCUCCUGUUAUGGUUGAUUUUCGUGAGCCCGAUAAGUGGAGGACUCUACCAAUCGUAUUUUCUAAUGAGCAAUAUUUGUACGUUGACCGCGCAGUUAUAUCUAAAUUCUCCGCACUUUGUGCUGAUAUGAUCGAUAAUUUAGAAAAGGAAGAAAAGAAUCUUGUUUUAAAAUUAGAUGGUAUUUCAUUUGAAGCCAUGGAGCGUGUUUUGUUUGUCAUUUCACCCACAAUUUAUGGGAAUUAUCCUAUCCUUCCUUCAGUUUUUGACGUGGAUAUUAUUUGUCCAGUUGCUCGCGCUUUGAAAAUGGAUGCGGUAAUCAAAGUGUGUGAAAAGAUUUUGGAGAAUGAUGUUUGUCCAGACAGCGCACCAGUUGACAUUAUUAUUACUGCUUUUGACACUGCUUAUCAGUGCCAGCUAAAUCCAACAUUACAAGCGAAAUUACUAAUUCAUGUUAUGGAUUGUCAAUUCUGGAAAUUAACCCUUUCUCUAAUUAAUCAAAUCAAAUCACCUUGUUUGCGUAUUUUCUUGUGGAACUUCAGAGAAGUAAAACGUUACAUAACAGUGAUGAAGCAGGCUGCUCGAAAUGGUCGAUUUAUGAGGUAUAGAAGGGCUUGGACUGAAAAGGAAGCAGAUGCUGAAAGUGCUGAAUUAUUUCGAUUAUGUGUCUACACUGAAUUACUCUUUAAUCAUGUCACAGUUACUACACCCAUGCAUAACACUAAAUUAACUUGUGCUCAAUGUGACGAGGAAUCGUUAUCAUAUCAAGCCCGCGUCAACGCUGGACGUCGUUCAAAUAUCUUAAGAAUUGUUCCAGAAAGACUGUUCUUUUGUCAGCAAUGCAAUAUGACACUUUGUUCAGUAUGUGAAGCAAAGUGCUGUGUAUCAAAAGUAAGUAAAUAUUUAGAUGAUGUUCGGAAAGCCGAAAAAUCACCCAAACUGUUAAGGAAACUGAAAAAACUUGUCAAAUUGAAUUCUUCCAAUAAUGACGUUAUACAAUCACUCUUAAUAAGUUCUUAA